AUGGCCUACCGCGUUCAAGGUCUAUUCUUGCCCCCCAACAGUAUGCUACGAAAUUCGGUCGGAUACAGCGAAAACAUCUUCGAUGGCAAGGCCGACCAAAUGCUAAAGGUGUGUGAGUACCUAGAAGAAAAAGGCUUCAUCCCAAAGGAACUCGUAAAAAAUGAGGUCAAAUGGUUUUACGGGAAUCUCGGCAUCGAUGACAUGUACUUUAGCUUAGAAAGCGUAGAAUCUAUUGCCAAUCAUAUAUUGUCACUAUAUGGCGCAAAGAUUUUUGCAUAUACAAAGAAUGAAAACGCCUUGGACAUAAAUCUCGAACGUGAAACUGAUGACGCCGCUGUAUACGUGCACACCUCUCGUCCCGGCGUUUCCGAUUUGCAAGGUCCUCAGCAUGAGAAAAGAAUCGACACCAAAUAUUUGGACAUCAGCUCUACCGCCAAGGCUUAUCGUUUGGAAACUUAUCGUUCCUUGGGAACCGUAUCGGAAUCCAUGAACACUCAGCUUCGUUGUUAUUUCGUGACCAAGUGUGAUUUCGUCAAACUCGAUCCGUCUCCUGAGGAGGAAACGGACAUUCGUCUCGUCGGUGACAAAACCUUCUUGGAAAAGGCCACCGAAAAUACCUUGGAAAUUUACCAAAAUGUCAUGAAGACCGUUCUCAAGAGAACCGGUCCCGUGAUUGAAAUGUUCGAGGUCGAAGGUAGUCGCGAAAGACGUCUCGUCAUUGGUUACAGACAACGCAGCACCCAGUCUUUCUUCUCCGCCAUGUCUGACCUCUAUCAUUUUUACGAUCUUUACUCUACCCGAAAAUACGUUGAGCAAUUUUCAAACGGUGUCACCGUCAUGAGUCUCUACCUCAACCCACUGCCCAAUUCGAAAUCUGCUCCCAUCGAACACACAAUUCAUCAGGUCAUCAAGGAAGCUUCCCUCAUCUACUGUCUGCCCACCACCCCACUACAGUCCUUUUUCAAGACCGGAAAAUUAUCGGUUCAAGAAGCGAUCUAUGGUUACGUGGGUUGGAUCUUUGCCCAGCAUUUCCUCAAUCGUCUGGGCAACGAGUAUGCCAGUCUUGCAAAUGCGAUGGAUCCAAACGAUCCGGUGCACGUGGAAGUUUUAAACAAGAUCAAGAAGCGUUUACGUUCGGACGCAUUCACCCGUGAAUACAUUUUAGACAUUAUCACGCUAUAUCCCGAUUUGAUUCAUUUGCUUUACAUCAACUUUGGCCUCACCCACUACAUUAAUCCGCGUGCCGCCGCCCUCGACGAUGAUGAGCUCUUGGAAAAGAUCAAAAAGACAACCUCUAACCUUCACGAACUCAUGGUGUUUGAAUCCUUCUUGAUUUUCAACAAGCAUGUCCUGAAGACAAACUUUUAUCAGCCAACCAAGGUUGCAUUGGCUUUCCGACUUGACCCCUCCUUCUUGCCCGCCAUCGAAUAUCCCACCAAACUGUUCGGCAUGUUUCUCGUGAUCGGCUCGGAGUUUCGAGGAUUUCACCUAAGGUUCCGCGAUGUGGCUCGUGGCGGCAUUCGCAUAAUUCGAUCGAGAAACAAGGAAUCUUACAGCAUCAACUUGAGAACCUUGUUCGACGAAAAUUAUGCUUUGGCCGCUACUCAACAACGAAAAAACAAAGAUAUUCCUGAGGGUGGUUCCAAAGGUACCAUUCUACUGGACAUCACCCAACAAGACAAAGAUCGUGUGGCCUUUGAGAAAUACGUCGACUCCAUACUUGACCUCCUGAUUGCAGGUCAUACACCCGGAAUCAAGGAGCAAAUUGUUGAUUUGUACCGAAAACCUGAGAUCUUAUUCUUUGGUCCUGACGAGGGAACCGCCAACUUUGUCGAUUGGGCCAGCGCGCACGCCCGAGCCCGAGGUGCACCCUUCUGGAAAGCUUUUACCACCGGCAAGAGUCAGUCCAUGGGUGGCAUACCUCAUGAUCUUUAUGGAAUGACCACACGAUCUGUGCGACAAUAUGUGAUUGGUAUUUACAGGAAACUUGGUCUCAAGGAAGAAAAGAUUACCAAGUUUCAGACCGGCGGACCGGACGGUGAUUUGGGCAGUAAUGAGAUCAAGCUGUCGAAGGAUCAUACAGUUGCUAUCGUCGAUGGCAGUGGUGUCUUGUGCGAUCCGGACGGUAUUGAUCGAACGGAGUUAAAGAGAUUGGCCAAUUCUCGUUUAAUGAUCUCCCAUUUUGACGUUGGCAAGUUGUCGACCAAAGGUUUCAGGGUUUUGGUAGAUCAACAGGGAGUCAAAUUGCCAAAUGGUCAGGUUAUCGAUGAUGGACUGGUGUUCCGUAAUAAUUUCCAUGUGUCGAACCUCGUUUCCGCCGACCUCUUCGUUCCUUGUGGUGGUAGACCUGAGGCCGUGGACCUUAACAAUGUUAACACCUUGUUGGACCUGCAUGGCAAACCGAGGUUCAAAUACAUUGUCGAAGGUGCAAACCUGUUCUUUACGCAAGAAGCUCGUAUUCGAUUGGAACAAGCUGGUGCCAUAAUUUUCAAAGACGCCUCGGCCAACAAAGGUGGU
This is a messenger RNA of Acaulospora colombiana, 2517 nucleotides long. The record is from the annotation of a GenBank genome assembly. NCBI's taxonomy places the organism in Eukaryota, Fungi, Glomeromycota, Glomeromycetes, Diversisporales, Acaulosporaceae.